Molecule: messenger RNA, 9034 nt
Organism: Homalodisca vitripennis (glassy-winged sharpshooter)
Lineage: Eukaryota; Metazoa; Arthropoda; Insecta; Hemiptera; Cicadellidae
Gene: Oatp30B
Product: solute carrier organic anion transporter family member 5A1
Exons: 17
Coding region: 413-2914 (833 amino acids)
Biological process (GO): sodium-independent organic anion transport; transmembrane transport
Cellular component (GO): membrane
Molecular function (GO): protein binding
Source: RefSeq, a predicted model, not a curated record
UGGAGACGGAGACGGCAGCGUCGUGUUCUGCUUCUGCAAUCUGCAGUUAACAGCUGACAUUUGCUUCGUCUUCUGCUGAAGUUUGUUGAGUUUGUUUGUAAAUUUGUGGUGAGAGAUAAAUGUAGUUUUCUCAGUAAACAAUAAUAAAAAUCUAAACUAAUGACUCUAGAUUAAACCAGUGAUAUCUGAUGAUCAGUGCGAAUUGAGUGUAAUUUCAAACCCCAGUGUAGUGUUUACAUAUUAUAGAACAUAUUUUCAAAGUUAUAAAUGUAUGAAGAUUAAAUUUCGCUGUUUUGGCCAUGAUCAAUUAAGACAAGAGUAUCCAGUGGCAUGUUGACCAGAAGCUCGCAGUGGCUUGUCCUCUCGCCGGGAGUGUAAUGUGCUGAGCGCCGCUGUGUGACUAAGACGAGAGAUGGCAACUAGUGGUGGAGGGGGAGGCGGGGUCUGUCAUGGCCACCGCCGCCAGGAGUCCAUGUAUGCCAUGACUGGGCUCUACUCGGAGACCACAGACACAGAGGACUGUAAUAACACAGACACGGAUGCUGGUACCAGCCGCAGCCCAGGGCCGGCUCCCUGCUACGACACAGUUGUCAAGUGUCACAGUCGCAAUCCCUCCUCCGGCCUCGUCGACAAUAACGAGAGAGCUCGCACAGAGGCAAAGGAGAAAAGCCAUCCUUCGUUUGCUGAAGUGGCAGCUAUUUUACCUCAGGACAUUCAAGACUGUGGAAUCCUAGCCUGUAGGCCUUUCCUCAUUCAAGGCUUUGCUAGUAUUAAAGUGUUUGUGUUCUUCCUGUCAUUCCUGGUGACCCUGCAGCAGGCUCUGAGUUCAGGGUACAUCAACUCUGUGAUCACAACGAUAGAGAAGAGGUUCGAAAUCCCGUCCAGUCUGUCGGGCCUCAUCGCUUCCAGCUACGAGAUCGGCAAUGUCAUUACUGUUAUCUUCGUCAGCUACCUAGGCAGCCGCCGCCACAUCCCCGUCUGGAUCGGCAUAGGAGCGGUGAUCAUGGGUAUUGGAUCACUGAUCUUCAUGCUGCCGCACUUCACCGCAGAAUCACUUCACAGUUCCGCCCAUCCCAACUCCACUUCGGACAACAUAUGCAGAGUGGUGCCAGUCCGGGAGCAGGAGAUGGACUUUGGCAGGCUGUCCUCAGGCUUGUCUUCACCACCUCUAGGACCUCACAAUAAUCUCAGAGAGAACUGUAUUGAAGGCAUGCCCAGCAACACUGGUCCUGUGAUGUUGUUUCUGCUAGCCCAGCUUCUGUUGGGUUGUGGGGGUUCACCGUUGUUCACCCUCGGCACCACCUACAUUGAUGAUCAUGUCAAAGCUGAAAACUCUUCACUCUAUAUUGGUUGCAUGUACAGUAUGGCGGCUUUCGGACCUGUGCUUGGGUUCCUUCUAGGAGCCUACUUGUUGUCUUUCCACAUGGAUGCCUUAUCCACUGCAAUAAUCAGCAUAGGACCUGGAGACAGACACUGGGUGGGGAUGUGGUGGGGAGGAUUUCUAUUCUGUGGGCUUCUGCUGCUCAUCGUGGCCAUUCCUUUCUUCUCCUUCCCCAAAGUUCUCACUAGAGAGAAAGAGAAGAUCAGAUUGAUGGAGAAGUCGACACUCUCAGGUUUGAGCUCAAGACCACCAGAGGGAACCACUCCACAGCCCACCAAAACUGCUGACAGAGAUUCAGGAUACGGAAAAGAUGUAAAAGACAUCCCCAUGUCCAUGUGGAGAUUGCUGUGUAACCCUGUGUACGUGGUGACCUGCCUGGGAGCCUGCAUGGAACUGGUCAUAGUCUCUGGCUUCGUCGUCUUCUUGCCCAAGUACCUGGAGACUCAGUUCAGCCUGGGCAAGAGUCAAGCCAGCGUCUUUACAGGUUCCAUAGCUAUUCCUGGUGCAUGUAUCGGUAUCUUCAUGGGUGGAUGUCUGCUGAAGAGGUUUGAGAUGAGGCCGAAGGGGGCAGUGCAGUUUGUGCUCAUCUCGAACACACUCUGCCUCUCCUGCUACGGUCUCCUCUUCUUCUUGGGCUGUGACAACGUCAAAAUGGCAGGCACCACGAUCCCUUACUACAAUAGUUCGCGAGCAGAACCAUUCCAGGUGAACCUGACAGCAGCCUGUAACUUUGGCUGUGAGUGUCACACAACAGACGUGGAGCCUGUCUGUGGCAACAACGGACUCACGUACUUCAGCCCUUGUCAUGCCGGCUGUACUGAGCUCUCCUCUCGCUCCAACUACACCAACUGUGCCUGCAUUCACGGGAAUCUGAGCUCAGUGACAGCCCCGUUCUCAUCGGAGAUGGGAGAGGUGACGGUGGUACCCGUGGCCACUGCGGGGCCCUGCAACACUUCCUGUAGGACCAUAUUUCCGUUCCUCAUAUUGUUGUUUUUCAUGACGUUUGUUGUUGCUGUCACCCAAAUGCCUCUACUUAUGAUUGUGCUCAGGUCUGUGAAUGAAGAGGAACGAUCAUUUGCUCUCGGCAUGCAGUUUGUUAUAUUCCGACUGUUUGGCUACAUUCCUGCGCCAAUACUGUUUGGAAACCUCAUCGAUUCCACAUGUUUAUUGUGGAAGUCAACUUGCGGUGAGAAGGCUGGUCGUUGUCUCCUCUACGACAUUGAACAGUUCCGUUAUAGGUAUGUGGGGCUCUGCUGUGGCAUCAAGAUCCUAGCCCUGUCACUAUUCUUGGUAGAUUGGUGGCUGAUCAGGAGACGGAGACAUCUAGAGGACCUGCCAGCUGUACUCACUGUCAAUGAUCUGGUCACUUCGGGCUCAAUCAUCAGUCUGGACAAAUUGUUUGAGGAGAAGCCGCCAGUGCUGUCAGUAGACAGUUCUCCCGUCAGCUGCGGAGGCCAGGAGGAGGCAGAGUCACUACCUAGCCCGCGCGCGCCACUGUGCCAGCCGGAGACCACUGGCAGCGAAUCCACGUGAAACAUUGUGACUAUAGUGAAACAGACACCCCUCGCGGCAGUCACACGCUUUCAUAGCACAAAUAAGUUUGAUGUGUUUUUUUUAUUUUUGUAUCCAAUUAAUUAAUUUAUGCCCUUUAGGUUGAUUUCUGACAUUACUGAGUUACAGUUGGGAUAACUGCUCAUAACUGCUGUGUGAUUGUCCUCCAUUGUCCAAUGGUAUUCUCUUACUGAAAUAACACGCUGCAAUCUUAAUUUACUCCAUCGUAUUCCUAUACUGAACAAUGUUUUAAAUUUUUUAACAGUCUGUUUAGUUUUAUAAGCUUAAAAUUUUAAUACAUUAUCUGUAUGUAAACAAAUAUUUGUGUAUUGUGUUGUAUUUUUAAUUCAAAUUAGACUAUAUUUGUUUCAAUCCAGAUUCAUAGGUAAGACAUGAUUGAGUCUUUAGAAAUAUUUUGAAAUUUUACUCUCACACAAAAUCUUUUAAAGAUUUUUGUAACGUUACCAUAGUGGUACUCAAUUGUAACAUUUUAAACAUGCACUAAUGUAUGGCAAACACAGCUUCUAUGUAAAAUUAUUAUGGAUAAAGUGUUUUAUAAUGUAGUAUUUUUUUUCAAUAUUAUACAUUAAAACUUCAUUUGAUUUAAAUAACAUGGUGAUAUGAAAGUUUUGAGUAUAGGGAAAGCAUGAUUAUAAUAACAAUAUUUUUUAACUUAAAUUGUAUCUAACUUUUUUAUUUAUUUUAUUAUAUACUUGUUAAUAUCAUUGUUCUUUCUUUGAAGGUUUUAAGAGUAAUACAAUUUUAUUUCUGUACACAAAUUUACAUAUCAAAUGAAUUUUUUAUCAUGUUUUACACAAGAAUUGUUUAUAAGGAAGCAAAAAGUGUACAUAUUACUGACCUUUUCGCUACAAAUAAUUAUUUUAUGUCAGUGUAAAAAUGCAUAGUUGCAACUGCACCCCAACCUUACUUUUACAGUGUAAAACUGUGCCAAGUCUUACUGAUAGAGUGCACAACUCUCCUACAGGUCCAGAUGAUGGACACAAACCUAUAAAAAAUCCCAUCUUUUCAUUGAGUACUAGCUUUAAAAUUAUGUUCACAACAGUUAGGACUAAGAUUGGUGUUGGAGCUCAUGCCCUAACCUGUGAGGGCUAUCCAGAAGGUAACUGAUGUUUUGAAAUAAAAGAUCAACCAACUGAAAUAUUAACAUUUUAUUAUACACAUUUAAAAGCUACACUCUUAGGAUCCAAGACUUCUCUUGUACGAUUGGCUGUAUGGAGACGUGCAUUGUCGUGGAAAAACUAAAUUUUUUAGCACAAUUUUCCCAUACGCUUGAUUUGCAUAGCUUCUGCAAUGAUUGUUGAUCCUCGUUCAAGGAAAUCAACCAGAAUCGUACACCCUUAGCAUCCCAAAAAACAGUUGCCAUCAUAUUUCUAGCUGACAGAGUUUGGAGACGUUUUAUUGGUUUUUUGGAGAAUGUGUGUGUGGCCCCAUUCCAUAGGCUGCAUUUUUGUUUCACAAUUGAUAUGCUUCACCCAUAUUUAUUACCAGUAAUGAUACGAUUGAGAAGUUCAUUACCAUGCUUGUCGUAUUCAUCAAGGAAAGUUAACGAUGCAGCAAGUCUUUAUUUUUGGUGAUCUUCUGUAAGGAUUUUUGGAACCCACCUGGCACAAAGAUUUGUGGUAACUGAGCUUCCCUACAACAAUUUCAUGAAGUAAACUUCGUAAAAUCUGUGGGAAAUGUUCUGAGAGUUCAGUAAUUGUAAAACAGUGAUUUUCACAAACAUUGUCAUUGAUUUUCAACAUCAAUUCUUCAGUCACUAGUCUAGGCCAACUGCUACGACUAUUGUCAUGAACAUUGGUGCGGCCUUUUUUAAAGUCAAUACACCACUGUCUUACUCUACUUUCACUCAUUAUUCCCAUUCCAUAAACUUCUCACAGUUGGUGAUAGAUUUCAAUUGGUUUAUGGUUUUUUUUAUCAACAAAAACCUUAUUCACAAGUGGUGGGAUUUUCAAUUGCAUCACAUGUUUUAAUUAAUCAUAGUGAGAAAAUUAAAAGAGAUACAGACUUUACACGACUACAGCUCGAUGUGUACUGAACACCAGAGUGUUUUGACACCAAGAUGGCAGCUAUAGGCACGCCCGUUGCCGCACCAUUCAAAAACAUCUGUUACUUUCUGGAUAGCCCUCGUAUCUCUCGCUUCUUCGAUGUUUAUACAGAUCUAGAACUAAAUGGCUCUUCUAUGAACGUAGUCUCACUUAGUUAUAUUUUCCAUAAAUCAGUUAAAUUAUGUUCGGUAUGGCCACCAUAUGUAUGGUAUAACUCUAGAAAGUGUAUCUGGAGCAGGAAGAUAGGUAGAAUUUUCUUUCAUCUCCUUGACUCCAGCUAUCAAUGUAUAGAUAAAGGGUGUAUUGCCAGUUAACUAUAAUUAAAUAUAUUAUUUAAUAUUCGUGGGGAAAAAAUUACUUAUGUAAUUAAAAAAUGAAAAUAAUUUAAUUAAAACAUUUUAAAAAUUGAUGACAUGUUAGAAAAUGUUUAAUUUAAACAAGUUAUAUAAUGUGUUAUCAUCAGAUUAUAAAUGAAAUUCGUUGUGAAUAAAAUAGAAAAAAACCAAUAUUCAAGCUUUAUUAUUAGAAACUAUUGUGUUUUUUUAGUAAUGUACAGGGGGAAAUAGAAUUUUCAGCUGUGAAAACAUGGGGAAUUAACAUGUUAAAAAUGCCUGGCACUCUAUACAACAAUCCAUAAUGAAUCCUUAAAAGAUUCAACAUGACUUUUGAAUUUUGUCGUGUGAUGUAAGGUUUAACUGCUAAAAAAUAAUAUCAAACAAUCUUAAGGUUUCUUAGAAGCUGAUACCUGAUUUCCAUUUAAAAUAAGACUGAUUUAUAUUGGUUUUCAAUAUAUUAUUUCACUUAAUAGUUUAAAGUGGAAUAUUAAGGAAUUGUUCAAUAAAAUUCAUGCAAUGUCUUGAAUAAUUUUAAAAGAGUUGAAUUCCGUUGAAAACCCCUUUUACAGAAAAAACUUUUUCAGUUUCAAUAAAUAAUUUGUCAUUGUGCUUGGCUUUCACUUUAGAACCUCACCUUUUCAUAUUAUAUGUACCUGUUCUUUGUGAGUACUUAAUGUCAUUAUCAUCCCUUCUUCCUUAUAAAUAUAUCUUGUUUCUCUUAACAGUUAGAUGAUAAUAUUAUAUUUUGUAUGGUUGCAACCCUCACUUCCUCUGAAACUUUGGCUCAAAUCUGUAAUUUAAAAUUUAGUUCUUCCAAAAGUAUUGUGAUAUGAAUAUUUUUUUAAUAAAGGUUAGUGAUAGUAGAAAUACAUUAUGGCUUCUUAAAGUUAAGCUGUCUUACUUUAAUUUUAAGCUAUAACCAAUUGUUUAAAUCACCUGAUAAUUUUCUUUUCGUCUAAUUUUUGCAUUGUGAACAGAGAUCUGUCAUUUGUUAUUUACUAUAGUAGUAUUUAACUUUUUUAAUAAUUACUUAUAAUUUCUUAUGUGCGAGUAAUUUGAUAUAGUAAUGAAGUGAUGAAAAUGUUGUGAUAGAUCUUUUUGUUGUUUGUUGGCUCUAUACGAGGUACGGAUGUAUAUAUUUAGGUGAAUUGUUAACAUUAAUUUUCAUUAAUAUUUAUUGAUGGACCAACACAUUUACAUGUAAACGGAUGUAAAAAGGCUGCUGUUUUUUUCUUUUUUUAUUAUUGUUAUGACUAAUUUUAAGGUAUGAUAUCAUAAAAUAUUAUCAAUGGUAGUGAUGUGGGUCUUGAGCUGAGUUUUGUAUAUCAAUUUGUAUUACAAAAAUAAAAUUUAUCGUCAUCUUAGGAAUAUAUUCCGGUAGUGUCUUUCACAGUUGUAUGUACUUUUAUACUCUCUUGUAUUUUAUGUUUAUGUAAUUUUUAUUUUUUAGUACUUUAUUUGCUAUAGUAUAAUUUUAAUCACAUGCAUAGUAUACAAUGAUAUACAAUUAAUUGUGCAAAUAAAUAUGUAGGUGUUUGAACAACACUAAUGCAGUAUCACUUACACAGAACAAAAGUUAAAUUAAAAUUCAAUUGAAUUAGAGUACACCUUACUUAUUCUUACUUAAUUUGAAGUAAUGCUUCUGAUUCUCCAGCUGUUUGCCAAAAUAGUUUACAAUAUGAAUUGUAAUUUAGAAAUGCAUUUAUUGUUUUAUUAAGAGCUGAGAAUUAGUCAAAGACAAUGUGAACCAAUAUUCUCACUUGUUUACUUUGGUUCAGCCAGAAGGUUAUCUCCAGUAGGUAUGCACUGUUUAUUGUGUAGCCUACCUGUGUACGUAUUUGGUUGGGAUACAAGUAAUAAAAUUAUAUUGUUUAAGAAAGAGUUAAGUUAACAUUAAGGUAGGUAGGACAGGACAUUUUUCUACCUUAUUUACUGAUUUGUUUCUACGUUUCUUAAAACUUAAAGUUAUGGAUUUACUUUGAAUUUCUCUAGUAAAAGUUAGUGUUAAGUUUAUAUUUUAAUAAUGUAGUAUCUUCACACAAAAAAUCAAUCCACAUUAAUUUAUUUAGAUAUGUAUGAAACAAAAAGUUGUAAAAGUGUUUUAAAUCUGGUAUAUGUAUCUGGUGGUGAUGUGGUAUGUAUCUGGUGGUGAUGUGGUAUUUAUCUGGUAUGUAUAUGUAUGUAUUAGUUUCAACCACUGUUAAUCUUCAAACUCGAGGUGUAACUUUUUGUUCUGAUAUACGAUUUUCAGCCAUUUAAAAACUUUUUGUUCAGUUUUUCAAACCGUAGUUCCAAGAAAUAAUAAUAAUAUGUUGUACUUAUUAAUUUUUAGAAUCUUUCUAAAAAAUUAGAAGUGCUUGAAAAUGGAUUACCAUAACCGUAUAAAAAGGAAAAAUAUAUUUGAAAUCUAAUUUAUUUGCUUGUUUCCCAUUUGUAUAACACUUCUUUAGAAGCCAAGGAAUUGUGAAUUUGCAAAAAUAUCUAAUUGCCCAAGUAUCUGCUUGGUAACGGAUGUCUGUUACAGGGUAAUUUAAGAUGGAAACUUCAUUAAGUACACCAGAUGAAAUUUUCAAGUUACAAAAAGUUUGAACCUAUGCCAGAAAAAUACUAGUCUCCUUGUUGGAGACCUAGCAGCUUAGACCCAUUGUCUAUCCUGACUUCUUUCUUUAAAAUAUAUUUUUGACAUUGGUUGAUUUGAAAGGAUAACAGGAUUUCAGGCAUUUACCAUCAUAAGUUUGACAACAGAAUUAGUUCAAGCAUUUACCUGUUGUUUAUGGCUGCAUGAAGAAUAAAACCUGUAAGAUUUCAAAAUACAAGCACAAUACACAAAACAUGUUAUACACAUCACUGGAGAUGAGAGACACCUGAAGAAGAAGAUAUGCUUACAGUCUGACAAGACUGACUAUAACUUUGCUGCCCUUUGACCUUUUGAUCCCAAAAUUAUCACAGUUCUUCCUUUAACCACAGAAACCUAUGCACCAAAUUUCAAGUCUCUAGGACCUUUCUAUGAAAAAUUAUCUUACCUAUUGCAUUGAAAUGCUAAAUAAUAUCAUUUAAGACAUGUUCAUUUUUUCAUUUAAGACAUUAUUUUAUGAAUCUUCAUUGAAUUUUCAAUCAUUUUCCCUUAAACAUAAAAGACAAAGAUACAGUCUUGUAGUCAUAUUAACCCCUUCAUAGCUUUAGAUGUAAUAUUAUGUUCAUAGCAAUUGCUUAAAAUUGUGCUACUGACAUAAUAUUACACAUCGUUAUAUUGUUCCUGUUUUAUUCUGUUGCCUACCAUAAUAUUGCGCAAGAAGCAUUUCUAUAACAACCACGCAUUGCACAAGUAAUUCCGGCAAAUUGAACUUGGAUGUCUUCCUUGGUCCUCUGUUAUGAGUGGUUUGCUCUCCUUGGUGAGUUUGCUUUAGUCUCACAGUGCAAACAGCUACUUCAUGUUGUUGUUGCAUGUCACCUGUCCUGGAGUAUUUUAUUUCUAGUGUUUAUUUUACGAUCUAAAUAUCCGACGCACAACUAGGCGAUCAGCUUCAUUUGAAUUUAAACAAUAAGUCUUUUGGGUCCAACAGCUACAAAUAACAAAAAUUAAAAAAAAAAAUCCUAAAAAUAACUUUUGUGCUAACAAAGAAUAUAUCUACACUCUACAAACCUGUCUCUGUAAAAAACUCAGAAAAGCAACAUAAUUUUAGGCACAAAAAAGUGGUUAA